Messenger RNA from Sclerotinia sclerotiorum 1980 UF-70, 174 nucleotides. RefSeq lists its product with no specific name. The transcript is spliced from 2 exons. NCBI's taxonomy places the organism in Eukaryota, Fungi, Ascomycota, Leotiomycetes, Helotiales, Sclerotiniaceae. The record is from RefSeq and is a predicted model, not a curated record. The coding region runs from base 1 to 174 and encodes 57 amino acids.
AUGUCUGAGCAAGGCAAUGCGCGAAUCAAACAAGCCGAGAGCUAUAUGGAUAAAUUCAAGAAGCAGGUGCCCGGUAUGAAGGAUGGGGAUGGUGAACUAUGCGAUGACAUGGUCAAUGGAUGUAAGACAUUUAGAGGAGCUUUCUGUUGGUAUCCGAAAAUCCUCUUCAAAUAG